Molecule: messenger RNA, 1810 nt
Organism: Vitis vinifera (wine grape)
Lineage: Eukaryota; Viridiplantae; Streptophyta; Magnoliopsida; Vitales; Vitaceae
Exons: 8
Coding region: 323-1543 (406 amino acids)
Molecular function (GO): zinc ion binding
Source: RefSeq, a predicted model, not a curated record
UUUGGAGCCAAGUCGUGGCGCCAAACCAAAUUCAAAAAUUCAAUUCCUCCUUAUACUCAAUUCUUCAGAUGAUCAAUGAAUAAAUAAAUUUACGACCAAGAAGCGUCGAAAGCCAUAUUUUCUUCGCAUUCUCCCGAUUUCUGUAGGCCAGCAUGAGCACUUUUUAGGUGAUUGCUGUGCUUGUAAUUUGUUUCGGAAAUCGGGAACAGCUUGGUUAUUGGCUUGAUCUGCAAGCAAAAGAACUGUUGCUGUAUAUACUAGUAGUGGAGACGGGUCGAUUGCUCUAUCUUUCGCCUCUAAGAGAAAAUAGUUUUGUGAGAAGAUGCCUGCUGCUGAAACUCGGAAGUGCAGUACCAAAUAUGAUGAUUAUGGCUGUGAACCAGUAGUUGCUAGCAGUGCAUAUGCAACCUCCGGACCCAACCCUUUGUGCAAGCGAAGAAGGCUCCAGAAAAAUUCUGUUGUCAUUUUAUCAGUGGAGGCAGAAACAAAUGAAGGGCCUAUAUCUACAUAUGAGAGAGGCACUCCGGAUUUGGAAAUUGACAAUUUGUCAAUCCUCAAUUGUGAUCUUUGUUCACCAAUCAAAUGUACGAAGAGUCUAGAGGCUAUUUCAUCGUUAGAACCUGUACCUGUUAGUAAUGAGCAUAGGCGUAUAUGGUCAAACUCAGAAAUAGUUGUUUCUGCCAUCUCAAAGACCGAUUUUUCUGAUGCUACACAGUGCCCCAGCUCGGAUGUUUCUGACUUGGAUUCAUCAAGUGAAGAUCACUCAGUGAAACAUGCAUGCAUUUCUACACUGAGGAGUCAGGAGCUUCUUGAAGUUCUGGGAAUUAGUGGGAAUAGCAAUUCAUCCCAACCAUGUAAAUUAUGCGGUCAUUCAGAAAAUAUUCUGAAUAUGCUAAUUUGUGAUAAUUGUGAAGAGGCAUUUCAUGCAACUUGCUGCUAUCCCAGGAUAAAGAUGAUGCCAAUUGAUGAAUGGUUCUGCCAUAAUUGUUCAAAAUUGAAAUCUAAAGUAUCAUUGGAGGCUACUUUCCUAAAGUCGCAUUGCAUCAGCUUGGAAAGAGCAACAUCUAAGUUUGACUUAGGUCCCAUAGCAUCCAUGUUGAAACACCCUGAGAAGCAUAUAUCACGUGUUCGAAUUGGUAAAGCUUUUCAAGCGGAAGUUCCUGACUGGUCUGGCCCUAUCUCCAAUGGUAUUAAUUCUGUGGAUGAAGCAGUGGAAAUGGAUCCCCCAGAGACCAUCAGUUUGCAUUUGAACACUAACAAGUGUUCAAAGCUCAACAUUAUGGCCAACUGGCUUCAAUGUCGAGAAGUCCUGCAUGAUGGUUCAAGAAAAUGGUUCAGAGGGACUAUUUGUGGAAAGUGGCGCAGAGCUCCACUAUUUGAAAUUCAAACUGAUGACUGGGACUGUUCAUGUUCUGUCCGCUGGGACCCGACCCAUUCUGAUUGUGCUGUUCCCCAGGAAUUGGGAACAGAUCAAGUUCUAGCACAUCUAAAGUCUUUAGAAUUGCUGAAGCCUCGCCUUGCUGUUAGAAGGGGGAUGACUUGAUCUUCACCAGUUGCAGCAGCCCUUGAAAGAAAUAGUAUUGACAUUGGAAUCACUCUGCUACAGAGCCAAGACCAAGAGCAAUUGCCAUUGCAGAGCAGUUCCUUUGUGUCAACCUUUUUCUCUACCUGUUCAUCUGGUUUUGAUCUUCAGCUUUCCCAUACUACUGUCUCAUUUUACAUUUUAUUUAUUUUUAAUUUCCUUUUGGCUGAUUGGCUUUUGAAUUUAGUGUUUGAAUACUCUAUUCAAUACUUUGCUUUAUUUUUUCCA